Molecule: messenger RNA, 1226 nt
Organism: Myotis daubentonii (Daubenton's bat)
Lineage: Eukaryota; Metazoa; Chordata; Mammalia; Chiroptera; Vespertilionidae
Product: olfactory receptor 6X1-like
Biological process (GO): G protein-coupled receptor signaling pathway
Cellular component (GO): membrane
Molecular function (GO): G protein-coupled receptor activity; olfactory receptor activity
Source: RefSeq, a predicted model, not a curated record
CUGGAGCACAUCCGUGGAGAAUGGUGUCCCAGAGGAAGCUGUGAAAUUCCCCACCAACAAAUCGUUAUUUUGAGAGAAGAAAUAUUAACCUAGCGUGCACCGGUCGAUUCAUCACUUUCAGUGCAAUUCUCCUGAAUGCUUACGAAAUCUUGCCAUUUCUUGAAAGCUUCGUGAAUAGAAUUCAGCAAUGCUGGUGGCCCUUGCCUUAAAUUCUAGAAAGAAUAUCAAGGGGCAUGAGAAAUGGCACAGCCAUCACAGAGUUCAUUCUCCUCGGCUUUCCUGGGAUCCACGGGCUCCAAGUCCCCAUCUUCACCGUGAUCUUUUGCAUCUACAUACUCACCCUGGCAGGCAAUGGGCUCAUUAUUGCCCUUGUCUGGGCUGAGCCCAGACUGCAAACUCCAAUGUACUUCUUCCUCUGCAACUUGUCCUUCCUAGAGAUCUGGUACACCACCACGGUCAUCCCUAAACUGCUGGAAACCCUUGUGGUGGCAAGAACAGCGAUCUGCCCCCCGUGCUGCCUGCUGCAGUCCUUCUUCCACUUCUUCCUGGGCACCACUGAGUUCUUCAUCCUCACCAGCAUGUCCUUUGACCGUUACCUGGCCAUCUGCAAGCCCCUUCGCUACCCCGCCAUCAUGACCAGCAGCCUCUGCCUGCAACUGGCCCUCAGCUCCUGGGCGGUGGGCUUUGCCAUUGUGUUUUGCCAGACGAUGCUGCUCAUCCAGUUGCCGUUCUGCGGCGACAAUGUCAUCAAUCAUUUCUACUGUGACGUGGGUCCCAUCUUGAAAGCAGCCUGUGGAGACACGAGCACUUUGGAGCUUCUAGGUCUCUUGGCAACCGUCCUGGUGAUCCCAGGGUCGCUGCUCUUCACUGUGAUUUCUUAUGCGUCCAUUCUGUCUACCAUCCUGAAGAUUCCUUCGGCCCCUGGCUGCCAGAAGGCUUUCUCUACCUGUGCCUCUCACCUGACAGUGGUCUCUCUGCUUUAUGGAGCCGUCGUGUUCAUGUACCUGAGACCCACCGCACACUCCUCCUUUAAGACAAAUAAGGUGGUGUCGGUGCUGAAUACUAUCCUCACGCCCCUUCUGAACCCCUUCAUUUACACCAUUAGGAACAAGGAGGUAAAAGAAGCCCUGACGAAAGCAAUGGCUUUUCCAAAGACUCAUCGUCAUGCAGAGUAAAACAGGCGACACAUCAAUAUCAACUUAAUUCAUGGACACAGACAACAGGGG